Podospora pseudopauciseta is the source of this 2898-nucleotide messenger RNA. RefSeq lists its product as uncharacterized. The transcript has 9 exons. Lineage: Eukaryota; Fungi; Ascomycota; Sordariomycetes; Sordariales; Podosporaceae. Gene Ontology annotation, cellular component: plasma membrane. Gene Ontology annotation, molecular function: transmembrane transporter activity. The coding region runs from base 851 to 2635 and encodes 594 amino acids. The record is from RefSeq and is a predicted model, not a curated record. Gene Ontology annotation, biological process: transmembrane transport.
CUAGAACAAGAGUGCCCGAGGUAUUGUGUUCUGUUUUUCCACUGACUACAACAUAUAGCGGGUUGGUUGCAUUCAAUACCGAGGGGCCUGGACUCUACCGCAUGAUGGUUGGCUUAUCAGGGUGCCCCGUUGGUGCAUCCCAGCCUUACCAAACAAAGGCCAUCGCUCUGAAACACACACACCCCUCACCCAAGUACCUUUCCAGGCGAUUUUGUACCCUGAUAGAAACGCCGUCGGUAGAUAGAGUGGGUGGCGCGGUUCAGCACGGUUACCUUGCAUUCUCGCUGGUAAGCACCAUGCAUGGGUAGCGGUCGCUGUAAUCGGCCACGAUGACAUCCGAUCCAGCAAAUACAUUGAGAAUCGACUGUGCCACUCAGUGGAACAACGCUGAAUGAGAUUUGAACCGGUCAAGAGGAUAUCACAGCGGGGAAAAUGCACGUAUUUACUGAACCGGCUCUGCACUUUCCUCCCGACCUGCCGUAUGGGGACGGCGUUGGGUGGUAAUAUGCGAGUUUCACUCUUCAGAUGCUGGCUGACUCUCGGCUUCACGCGUUGGAGCGGCGCGGACCGGUAGAAUACGCCACAUAUCAUGCAUUCCAACAACCCACCUGCACAUUAAGCGCCAGUCAAUAGUUUCCAAUCAACCACAACCGCAGCUGGUUCCAAGAGGUUCUAUCGUAGGGCUUUCAGUCCGAAUCUUGGGCAAACCCCUCCCCCCUUUCUCCCCUCCCCCCCCCUUCUCCCUCCUGUUCCUCUUUCACCCUUUGUCAUCGGUUGUUUCCCGCAUCUUGCAAACAAAACGCCACAAACGCCAAAUGCGAACUAGGUUGAGAGUAGCAGCCCCGUCAUCAUGGAGAAGCAGCAUGUCAUGGUGGACCCUGAGUAUUCCGCCGAGCCACAUACCGACCCGUCACUUGGCGACAAGUCUCCAGACAUGACGACAGUUGAUGUCGCUAAUGGGACUUUGGCCAACAAUGGCUCCAAACCACCUUCUUUGGCCGACGAAAACAAUCACAACACACCAUGGGAUGAGAAAAGUCAGUAUCUAACAGGCCUCAAGCUUGUUAUGGUGGUUUCUUGUAUGUGUUUGGCGUGUUUUCUCAUGUUGAUCGAUACAAUGGUGGUUAGCACCGCUAUACCUCGCAUAACAGAUGAGUUCAACUCGCUCGCAGACAUUGGCUGGUAUGCGACGGCGUACCAGUUCGGGAGCGCAGCUCCACAGCCUCUGUCAGGCAAAGUUUUUGCACACUUCAACAACAGAUUCUCGUUUCUUGCCUUUUUUCUCAUCUUUGAGCUUGGAUCGGCCCUCUGUGGUGCAGCGGUGUCUUCGACCAUGUUGAUUGUUGGCCGCGCAAUCGCUGGUGUAGGGGCUGCGGGGAUCAUCAAUGGUGCACUGAUCAUCAUCUCUUGUUCCGUUCCCAUGGAAAAACGCCCUGGCCUCAUUGGAAUUGUCAUGGGAUUCAACCAACUUGGUCUGGUAAUCGGACCUCUCAUUGGGGGAGCGUUCACCUCUUACUCCACAUGGCGAUGGUGUUUCUACAUCAACCUACCCAUCGGCGCCCUGGUUGUUCUCGCGCUGUUCCUCUUCCCCGUUCCCGAACAGAGUGCCAAACCCCCAGCCAUGAAGGUGCUUGUCAAGCUUCACAAAUAUCUCGACCUGGUAGGCUUCUGUCUGUUUGCACCAGCAGUCCUGCAGUUGAUCUUGGCACUCAGCUUCGGCGGGGUGACAUAUCCCUGGAACUCCUCCCAAGUCAUCGGGCUCUUCUGUGGCGCGGCGGCAACGUUUCUUGUCUGGCUGUUGUGGAACCGACACAAAGGACCUGACGCGUUACUGCCCCCCGCCAUGCUGGCACGCACAGCAGUUUGGACUUCGGGUUUGUACCAGGCCUUUUUGAUGGCGGCAGUGUACGGGGCCAUAUUCUUUCUGCCCAUAUACUUUCAGGCCAUUAACAACGCCUCGCCUCUCCUGAGCGGGGUGUACCUCUUGCCGACCAUCUUGCCGCAGCUGCUCAUGGCGGCGUCUUCGGGAGCGUUGAUCAUGGCUAUCGGGUACGUGAUACCUCUGGCCACAAUGUCCACAGUCUUGCUUUCCGUAGCCAGUGGGCUGUACUCUCUUCUCAGGCCAGGCAGCCCGACAGGCUGGUGGGUCGGCUUCCAAGUGCUGGCUGGUGUUGGGUCGGGUCUGGGACUGCAGGUGGCCAUCAUCGCGAUCCAAGCCGUCGUGACCGGGGAGGAACUCUCCUCGGCGAUGGCCUUCAUCGUCUUCACCCAAUCGCUGGGCCCGGCCAUCGUGCUCACCCUCUGUCAACUGAUCUUCUACUCGAGUCUACGGGUGGAAAUCCCCAGGGAGGCGCCCAACGCCGACACGGAAGCGGUCAUUGCCGCAGGCGCCACCGGGUUCCGCGCGAUAGUACCGCCUGACGUUCUUCCGGGUGUGCUUGAGGCAUAUGCGAACAGUAUUAACAAAGUAUUCUACUUGGUUGCCGCCAUAGCAGCUUCUUGCGGCUUAGUUCUGUGGGGAAUGGGGUGGAAAGAUCUACGGAAGAAGCCGGACGGUGAUGGUGAGACUGCCGAUGAGGAAAUGGGAGCUCCUGAGAGCCAGGUUUCAGGGGGUGACAAUAAAGGUGUUGAGUAGAGAGGUAAGGUAAUUAAAGAGCCAUCAGGAUCGCGCCCAACUUCUGCUUCGCACAUUUCUUUCUCAAUUGUUUAGCACCUUGUCCAGGUAGCUAGGUGGCUAGGUAGCUAUAUCGUUUGAUCGGCCAGUAGAGAGUACCUACCUUUGAUGGUCAUGUUAAUGGGAACGUUUUACUGAGGUAGGUAUCCAUAACUCUAUGUAAUGGUAUGGUGUCCAUUGAUGGUCCGCAUAUUGCGCUGAACAGCAUCACAAGGGUGGGAUAU